CUCACACUGGAGAAAUGGAGAAUACUGCACGAAAUAUAUAUAACACCACCUCAGAUGUUUCCCCUUUUCAAACAUGCACAAACGUGCAAACCCUGCAGCCGUAAACACGGCUUUUUCUGUCAGCUGAUCCCAGGCCCGGUCUUUUCGGUCAAGCCGAGGCAUUUCCCCAGAUCCCCAGUUGCCGGCUAGUGGGAUUUCAAGGGCGCCGAGCAUCUCCACCUUUCUUUUCUCCUUCAUAAAUUCCCUCUCGCUCCUCGACACACUCCUUCUCCCUCUACGCUUUUGAAUAUCUGUUCUCUUCUUUCAUUGAAAUCCUCGUUCUGCUGACCAUCCAUUCCAACGAACAAUCCACCUCCCAAACACCACAGACGUAAAGAUGGCUUCACCUCAGGUGAUUCGCACAACGGUCACUGACCUCUGCAAGAUCAAUCACCCGGUCAUACUCGCUGGAAUGAACGUCGCAGCAGGCCCAAAGCUUGCAGCAGCAGUCACGAACGCAGGAGGUCUCGGCGUCCUUGGAGGAAUAGGAUACACACCCGACAUGCUGCGCGAGCAGAUCGCAGAACUGAAGUCCUUUUUAGCAGACAAAAACGCACCCUUCGGCGUUGAUCUUCUCCUCCCUCAAGUCGGCGGCAGCGCCCGCAAGACAAACUACGAUUACACGAAAGGCAAGCUCGACGAGCUGAUCAGCAUCAUCAUCGAUUCCGGCGCGAAGCUGUUCGUCUCCGCCGUCGGUGUGCCGCCGCAACACGUGGUUGACCGACUACAUAAGGCGGGCGUGCUAUACAUGAACAUGAUCGGACAUCCCAAGCACGUCAAGAAGUGCCUCGACCUCGGCGUGGACAUUAUCUGUGCUCAAGGUGGUGAGGGUGGUGGACAUACCGGCGAUGUUCCAACAACUGUGUUGAUCCCAGCUGUUGUGCAGCUUUGCAAAGGGAAGACCAGCCCCAUGACUGGCAAGCCGGUGCAGGUCGUUGCCGCGGGUGGUAUUUACAACGGCCAGACCGUUGCUGCGGCUCUGAUGUUGGGCGCCAGCGCCGUCUGGGUUGGAACCCGUUUUAUCUUGACUGAUGAGGCUGGUGCAUCAAAGGCACACCAAGAGGCUGUCCGAACUGCUGGUCACGAUGAUAAUAUCCGUACAAUCAUCUUCACCGGAAGACCGUUGCGAGUACGGAAUAAUCCUUACAUUACAAAUUGGGAGGAGAACCGCGCUCCGGAGAUCAAGGAGCUUACUGGCAAGGGUAUCAUUCCUGUUGAGCAUGACUUUGAGACGUUGGGUGAUGAUAUUGAUGAUGAGACAAUGGAUAACGCACGACCUUUCCUCAUGGGUAAGGCGGCCGCAGUUGUGAACGAAAAGAAGAGCGCGAAGGCGGUGGUCGACGAAUUAGUUAAUGACGCUGCUGCUUGGAUCCACAAGGGAGAGUCGAUGAUAGUGACCAAGGCGAAGCUGUAGAUAAACGAAUUCGAUCGGGACAGGUAUACGGGUGGGAGGAUGACCAUAAAUUGACGAGAUUUUGAAUAGUGUAUGAAUUAGAUUUUGCAUGCCC
Molecule: messenger RNA, 1547 nt
Organism: Hyaloscypha bicolor E
Lineage: Eukaryota; Fungi; Ascomycota; Leotiomycetes; Helotiales; Hyaloscyphaceae
Product: NPD-domain-containing protein
Exons: 4
Coding region: 377-1453 (358 amino acids)
Molecular function (GO): nitronate monooxygenase activity
Source: RefSeq, a predicted model, not a curated record